Molecule: messenger RNA, 2362 nt
Organism: Macadamia integrifolia
Lineage: Eukaryota; Viridiplantae; Streptophyta; Magnoliopsida; Proteales; Proteaceae
Product: probable serine/threonine-protein kinase PBL21
Exons: 8
Coding region: 801-2099 (432 amino acids)
Biological process (GO): protein phosphorylation
Molecular function (GO): ATP binding; protein kinase activity
Source: RefSeq, a predicted model, not a curated record
ACUGCUUUACAGCCCACAAAUACAAUUUUAUUUUUUCCAGUUUCACUCCUGUUUUCCAUUUAUCCUAUGAUUCCAUUCCCUUUCCUCUUCCCUCUUCCCUCCACUCUGUACUCUCUCUCUCUCUCUAUCUAAUUAAUUUUUUUUUUGUUCUGUUAAUAAUUUGAUUUAGAUACCCAUUUUCUUUUCCUGCUAUUCUUUCCUGGUUCUUGUUUUUGUAUCAAUCUUCUUCAGCUUCAAUUUUUAUCAUUUUUUUCCCCAGUUUCAGUUCUGUUGAAUUGAAUUGAAUUGAAUUGAAUUGGUGGGUAUUCUGUAUUUCACUAUUGAGGUGAGGGUGGUAAACCCUGAUUGUCUGUGUCGGCGCGAGGUCAUUGUCUGUCGGUAUUGUCGGUAUUCGACGAUGUUACACAGAGAAGGCAUUUCCGAUUAAAUAAUCACAAAGUACAGUAGAGAUGCUUGUGGCACAAGGGGGGUUAGUUACAGAAUUAGAGUAGCACACCCAACCCAACAAGUAGUUGCAGGAUCGAUUCCGACCCGGCAACUCAAGUGGUUGUUUCGAAUUGGAAGUUCAUGCCUGGUCGUAAUCACUCAUUACUAUUCAAUCUUCACUAUUCACUGUAGUGGGUGCGGUUGCUUCCUUUGAACCCUUCAUCCUCACCCAAUUUAUCAAUCUGGGAAGGGAGUUUUUUGGGUUUCUGGAUUCGACUUCACGUUCUCUCGAUCUGUUGAAGGCGAUUCAAGAUGGGAAUGUGGAUCAAUUCUGGUCUUGCUCACGACGGCAUUUGGAAAAUUGAUUAGAUCGAAUGAAGAAGAGCUGCAUAAAGAUCGCAUUGCCUUCUUUGUCUGGGAAGAUAUUGCAGGUUCAAUGUAUAGGGAUACUUACUCUGAGACUGCCAUUCCCCGUAGCUGAAGUGAUUCUGUACCAAAUGUCAAGGACUCUUGUUGCGGCAUUAAUUGGAGGUGCUGCAGGAGCCGUGGCUUUGGUGGGAAUGGUAAUAGUAUUUCUAUGGUUCUGCCUGUCUCAAAACAGAAGCGUUUCAAGAACGUCUGAGACCGGUUCAUCUGAUCCAUCUGUUCAAGCGGGAAGAAACAUCGGAGUUGAGUUGCCUUUAGCAGGAGGUAUACGUCUUCCACCCGAGUCACGUGAAGCUAGGAGUUUUCCAAUGGAGGAUUUGGCUUCGGCUACAAAGAACUUUAGCGAUAUUAAUUUGAUUGGCGAAGGAAAAUUUGGGAAGGUGUAUAAAGGUUUACUAAAUGAUGGAAUGAUUGUGGCCAUAAAAAAGCGACCUGGGAUGCCAACCCGGGAGUUUUUUGAGGAGGUGCGUUAUCUAUCAUCCAUUCAGCAUCGGAAUCUUGUCAUCCUUCUGGGAUACUGCCAGGAAAAUGGUCAACAAAUGCUUAUCUACGAGUAUAUACCCAAUGGAAGUGUUUCUAGUCACUUAUAUGGUACAGGUCAGAUUUCCCAUGAGAAGCUAGAAUUCAAGCAUAGACUUUCAAUAGCUUUAGGGGCAGCUAAAGGUUUGGCGCACCUUCACUCAUUGAGCCCCCGUUUGGUACAUAAGGAUUUCAAAACAGCCAAUGUUCUCGUAGAUGAAAAUUUCAUUGCUAAGGUUGCAGAUGCUGGACUUCGCAGUUUACUUGGUGGAGUUGAUGUUGCAGGUCCAUCUUCUCAAAUGAUGGCUGAUGAUAUUUUCCUUGCUCCAGAGGUGAAAGAGUUUGGAAGAUUCUCGGAAAAAAGUGAUGUGUACAGCUUUGGGGUAUUCAUGCUGGAGUUGGUGAGCGGUCAUGAAGCAGAUCAAUCUGUGUCUUCUGGACUUGAUCAAAACUUGGUUGAAUGGGCACAAAAUUAUCAGGACUCAAGCAACAUAUCCUCAAUUAUUGAUCACAAACUGGGCAGCAAUUUCACUACUGAAGGCAUGAAAGAGUUCAUACUGCUGUCCAUCCAUUGUGUGGAUUUAUCUAGUGAAAGGAGGCCCAACAUGAACCAUGUGGUAGCGGAACUCGAUCGGAUACUUGAGAAAGAAAUGAAUUUGACAACAGUCAUGGGUGAAGGCACCCCAAUUGUGACUCUUGGGAGCCAGUUAUUUACCGCUUCAAGAUAAAGAGUGUUGCUAUAGCUUUGGGGUAUUAUGUGAUCUUUGUGAAUUAUUCUUUGUGAUUGGCAGUAUUGUUUAUGUGUUCUUUAUUUAUGUGAUCUUUGUGAAUUAUUCUUUGAGAUUUAAAGUAGAAAAUCCAGCUGCUUGGUAAGUGUAUAAAAGAACAGCUGUAACUUUUUUUUUUCUAUUUUCUUUUUACCCAUAAAUGUAUGAGAAUUCAUAUUGUACAACAUUAUUUUUUGGAAAUAUCAGUUUGCAGAUUGAUGUUA